Molecule: messenger RNA, 4371 nt
Organism: Trypanosoma grayi
Lineage: Eukaryota; Euglenozoa; Kinetoplastea; Trypanosomatida; Trypanosomatidae
Product: proteophosphoglycan ppg4
Exons: 1
Coding region: 1-4371 (1456 amino acids)
Molecular function (GO): protein binding
Source: RefSeq, a predicted model, not a curated record
AUGCUGGGUGCCAACCGCUCGGACAAAAAGGCGCGCCCCCUCCACAAUGUGUCGGUGGGGUCGCCACAGGAGGAAAACACGGCGGGUGGAAAUAUCGUGUCAACCACUACUCAUGCGCGUAGGAAACCUUCAGUCCAGAGCCGGCGUCUGAGGAGCCGCACAGCCGAGCAUCGCUCAUGCUGGGGUGGAUGCAGUAGCAGUAGUAGCAGCAGCAGGACUGAUGUUGUCGCAUCCACUAGGUCACUGCUGCAGCUGGCCAAUGAAAUGUUGCGGCGAACGUCCAUGGAGCAUCACGAGGCAUCGCAGCCACGAAUGCCGCGUCGUCCCCAAACAAGCGGAGAGGGUGUCCGUCCAAGUGCUCAGGUUGUGCAAGGAGGAGAGACACCUCACUUACAAUGUGCUGAGGAGAAGCCAUACAGCACCAGCAACAAGAGCGGGGCGGAUAAUGCCCUGCGCAUAGCGGAAGCUGUUCAUGACAAUAUUGUGAGGGCACAUACGAAUAGUUUCUUCUCCCUCAGCAAGGACCCAGUAACAUUCAUAUCAUCACCGACCGUUUCUGCCUGUAGAACGCAGCAUAUACCGGUGGAAGUAUCACAGGGCUGUAGAUUUACCAAUUCACGAUUUUCCCUUGGGAAAUCUUCCUCCUUUCCUGCAGGAGCAGCUGGUGCGGAUACCAGGAUACCCAGACACAUCCUACAGGAGAGCCUUCCGCCGGGAAUCCGCGAGGAUCCAUCCAUUGGCCUUUUGCUUGAUUCGUGCUUAGACGAACAUGGUACCGUUGCAUUGAGUGAUUUGCUACCCUUCCUGAGACUCGCCGAGGGUGACGUGGCGGGUGGGGCUUCCACCACCGCAUCAGCAACAAGAACAAAAAUAUCAUCAUCGUCUCUAGCGUGCUCUGAGGCCAUGACCAAGGCCUACUUUCGUGUGUUUCUACUUAUCGGUGCACGACAGUAUCCAGUGGAUGACAAGCUGAGUAUUGUUACCUUGUCGCCGACGCCAGGCGACGUCACUGCGGGCUCACCAUGGCUACUCUUUGCGGAGCAGCUUCUGCAGCGCCUCCCUCGCUUUCCACGACAGUUGUUGUACUCAAUCGGUCCUCUUGGUGAAGAGCGCAGUCCACCAAAGGAGUGUGGCGAGUCGUGGGACUCGUGGACUGCGUCGCCGCCCGCGGUGAAGGCGCUGCCGUUGCUGCAAGUGUGGUCUGUCAUAAUGUUCCCGAGGUUUGUGGUGCUCGUGACGCGAUGGGGGCUGUGUCCGAUGGAGCUGCUGCGUGAGGUGCAGCGGGACACCCCAGUGUCACAGAGCGGCUCCGCCUUGUCAUCGUCGUUGCCUCCGCCUACUGCCACCAGCAGCCUUCAGACGGAUGGGACGCCGGGUUACUCGCUUGCCAGCCAUCCGUAUUUUGACGAGGAUCCGAAUACUCCAGGGGCACACGCGAGUAGCCCCCCCAAGGCGAAGGCGAGCAUCUCUGGAGGGCCUUUUCUGUUGGCUAGGCCCAUGGAGAGUGUGCAGCGGGUCAACUCGGUGCUGAACGCGUGGCGGAUGGAGUUGGAGGACGGUGCAUCAAAGUCGUCUUCCUCGCAGCACGGCCCAAUUUGCAAGCAGCCCGCGCUGCAAGCCCGGCAACAGAGCCGUUCGUUACCGGAGACAACUGUGGUUUCACACGAGAUGGCUGUGAUGGCGCAUCCACCAGCCCAACCGGCGAGGCGGGCAAACCCACGGCUGAAGGGGUGGCGAACCGCGGACAAAAAAAGGUUCAGCCCAUACAAUGCGUCUGUUCUUCACGCCCGCUCCAGCUUUUCCUGCACCAAAGCACCGGAAUCAGUCGCAAAGGCAAAGACAAGGACUGCAUCCAGGAGUGCUUUGGGUGGAGGUAAGACUCCGUGGGAUUCUCAAGAGAGCAGCGGCUUUUUCACGACGAGGUUGCAUUCCGCAGUGGGGCGUGACCACGAGCUGUAUGGAAACUCAUUGGAGCGGACAUCUGUGGAUGCGGAGGAGGACGAUGCCAAGGCAUGGCGUAUUCCUCGGUGGCCUCGUCAUUCCUUGUCGCUCUUCUCAGAGGUUACUCUGUUCCCUCCCCCAAUCCAGGCGCCUGAUAUGACAUGCUCUAUUUUGCAACGGUCCCAAGGUGAGUGGGACAAGGACGCAAACAAAACGGUGCAUCUGCUGUCAUCGACAUUGCCGAUCAUGCCGACGGAAAAUGGUGACCUACAUGAGCCUCACAUUGAAUGCAACGCUUUAGAAGUGGCAAGAGAAAACACUAAGUCAAUCUUUUCAAAUGGCUUUUCAGAACAUCAACCAUGCGAGAGGUAUCAGCAGCCACAUUGUGAUCCCAACACCAAUGACACCAGCAACUGGACAGCGAGCACUCGGGACCUCGUGACGUCCGUGUCUCUUGAUCGACACCAGGGAGAGUUACUGUUGACGUCACACACUCCUAUGAGUCUGCACAAAGGUGAAGUGAAGGUUUCUGAGUUGCGAAGCGGUGUAGAAACAGUAGAAGCAGCAUCUGCCUUGAGCUUGACAUCUUCUGAUAUGCAGGAUUGUGGUGUCGUAACAGGUGAGGUGGCGCAAGAACACGUCAGUAGACACGACACAUGUGGGCCUGUGACACCACUUGCACGGGCCUCCCCGAAGCGACAGCUAUACAUGGGGAGCGCUAUACGUUUACUACAGGGAGUGGGCCGUGGCUACGUUACACGCAGGUGGGUUUUUAUUGCGCGUUGCAAUGCGGCUGUGGUGCUGCUGUGCCGUGUUUUCAGAGGCCUACGUGCCCGUCAUCGUCUCUAUAAUCUGAAAGAAAUACAGCAAAUAUGUCUUGAUUCCAUGAAUGAAGACGCGCCCCCAUCGCUUCCACAGUACAGUGCCAUUGAGGAUAUUCACCUGCGGCGGAGAACAUCAAUGAACAGCCGCACAAUGACGUUCACGGAGUUGUCUGCAGCGGCAUUGGACCUCGUCAAUAGAAGUGAUACUUACAUUAGCUCUUCUCGCUUGCCGAUGAUACGACGAAGAGAAAGGAUCAACUCACUCAUGCUUCUGCAGCGAGUGGGACGUGCGUAUGUGGCAAGACGACAAAGAGCCGACUUUUUGCCCAGUAACCAAAUGAAACAGGCGGCGACAGUGGAGACCGCUGUGCUGCGUGACGAAGAGGUGGUGCUGCCGUCGUCAGCAAAUCACGGCGUACCCCUUCAGAAUGAAGGACCUCCGAGCAGCACAAGCACGAUGACUCGGCGGCGAUCGCCCGGGGUGACAUUUAUUGCCUACGGGCAGGAGAUGGUACGGCAAGAUACAAAUGACUGCUUGGGGAUCCUGCCGCAAACCCCGGAAAGACGUCGAGAAAUUGACAACAAUGUGUGGCAAGGGCGUAUGACACGUCAAGUGGACCCCCAAAAGCAGCAGCAGCAGCAGCAACAACAACAACAACAACAACAGGAUCGAGGAGAGGACCAGGGGAGAAUGUCUGAAGUAAGGGUUGUGGAGGAGAAGUUCACGGAGCAUUUCGCCACGAAGCGGCCCAAGACGCCGAUGAGGGCAGCUUUAGCGGAGGACGAUGAUUUUGGCGCUCUAGAAGUAGAGUGUCCGAUGCAGCAGGAGAGCGUAACACCACCCGAGAUGUUUCUAAAUUUAAAGCCAAACAGACCUGGUCUUGGCUUUGAACGCUCGUCUUCUCCGCCUGUUGUGAUAAGCGGUUUGGCGUUCUGUCACCAGAUGGAUGGUCUUUCUCCUGGUGAUGCUGUGUCCAGCGUACAAGCCUCGAGUGCGCCCUCCUCUGAGGCUCCCUCCUGCUGCUUCUCGUGUUCCCCAUCAUCGGCACCGAACAUAACGCCCAACUCCGUCUCAUUGAGAGACUUGGAGGCGAGCUUUCCGUUCGACAACACAAUGGCAAGCGUGGAGGAUGACAAGAGAAGCUUUUUUAGCAUCAUCUCCAGCGGCAGUGAGGACUGUCGCAACGAUCGAAGUGUAAACAUGGUACCAGACUUUCUUGUUCCAGCUGGGCUCACUGAUCAGCCUUUGAUGUGUGACACGGAUGCCAUACUUCUCAUGCAGCGCAUCGGUCGAGGCUUUGCUGGGCGUAAACAGCUACACUUUGUGAUGCUGCUGACUAUUUCAUGGUUUGAGAUUGGCAUGCUGCAUCGUGCUGCGCAUGGAUAUUAUGAGCGGAAACAGCUGGGGUACAGAUACCACGCCACACUAGAGGCAGAGAGAGACUUGCAGCGUUUUCACUACCGCAAUCGAUGCUCUGUACAAAUACAGAGGAUGGUUCGUGGAUAUUUGGCGAGGCAAAAAGUGAAGAAGCUGCAACGCAAGUUGUGGGUGCGCAUUGAACUCUACGUUGCGCUUGAGCAGCACGAACUUUACGAUGAAGGAUAG